CAUAAAUUAUAAUAAAAAUUAUAAAAAAUAGUAUAAUUUUAUUCAAUACUGUAAUCAAAUAAAAAACACUUCAAUUGGUCAUCGACCGGCGUUCUCGUUGGCGAUCACAGGAGGACACCGCAGGAUCGCAGGGAGCAGGUAUUACCUGGAAUGACAUAUCCUAAGGAAAUAUGGACUUUGCGGAUACAGAUUAAAUUGGAGGUAAUCAAAUUAAUGUUUGUUUCAAAGUCACAUAUCUACCUUUAUCAACUCUGAUAAAGUUCCUAAGUAAGGUAGCAGCCAAAUCAUCAGUCCUAUUAAUCAUAUGUGAGGUUAUUCAGAUAAAUAUCAAGUUAUAUGUAGAACAAAUAAAUUUACCUAAAAUGGUAGUGUUUAGCAGGAAGAUUACUUUUCAAUUCCAAAAUGUUAACUAAAAAAGUAGCAAAGUAUGCGUGAAAUGUAUUUAAACAACCAUCCUUUUUUGACUGGUUGUCUUUAGCUUUAAUUUCUUUUUAAUAAUGCAUGCUCCUUCCCCCCAGGGCUGAGAAGUCAUCUGCAGGUGAAGCCAGUAUAAAUAACCAAGGUAGCAGUUCCAGAAGGUGGCUGAGGAUGACUAUAUUGCAUGUCAUUACAAAUCCAGCAAAGAUUUAGCUGGUCAGACCUUGCUGGGAGGUAGGGGGAGGGCAUACAGUUUUUAUGUUGCCUCCAAUGGGGCCCCGUUUUCACCUUUCUCCUUUUACGUGAAUCUGCCUCUGCCUACAGGGAUGAUGCCCAGUGAUACCCUUGCCUUGACUGGAUGAGAGAAACAAGAAAAGAAAUACCCUGAUCUUUUUAUUGUGCGGGCAGAUGUCUCUCAGACUCUCAAGAUGGCAGAGACUGACCUGUCCCCACUACGGGCUCAGACUGCACAGUACUCUGCCUUCUUUUGUGUGAGCGAUACUGAAGAGGAAAGGAUGGUGGCUGGAUUUCCAGCCACCUGGCUCCAGGGACCAGUGACCUUUAAAGAUGUGGCUGUGGAGUUCACGCAGGAAGAGUGGGUGAUGCUGGACUCUGCUCAGAGAAGUGUGUACAGAGACGUGAUGCUGGAGAACUACGUGAAUCUUACCUCAGUGGAACGUCAGUUAUGCAAGCCUCGUGGUUUCUCCCUGCUGGGUCAAGAAAAGAUGAUAACUAGGCAAAGAAUUCCUCAGGGCACCUAUGCAGACUGGGAGACUCAAAUUGAAACCAAAGAAUCAACACCUAUGCACAGUAUUUUUUGGGAAGAAGCAUCCGAUGGAGUUAAAGUGGUAAGAAUUAUGAUGGGUGAGUGGCCUCCCACAUUAGGAGAAGAGUGGGGAGGCCGUAAGAUCAGAAAACAGCACAAGAUCUCAGAGGGUAAUUUGAGGCAAGUCACAUUUACCCAGAAGAAAACAGUGUGUCAGGAGAGAUUCUGUGACUGUUGUGAAUUAGAGGAAAACUCUAAACUUAGAUCAAAACUUAGUUUUUCAAAGAGAGUUUCUACCAGGAAACACUGCCAUAAAUAUUCCUUAUCUGUUGGGUGUUUGAAGCAUAACUCAAUCCUAAACAAUUACGAGGAAAACUCUGUAAGUGAGAAGCUCUGUGGAAGUUGUGAAUAUGGUAGAGCUCUGUGGCAUCUUGAAAGCACUCAAACAGCACAGAAAGAGCAUGCGUGCUCCAAACAUGAUGUAAAACAUAGUGUACUCCCUCUACGGAACCACCUACACACGGUGGGAAAUUCCUAUGACUGUAACAAGAACAAAACCCUUUGUCAUUGUUCAUCCCUUAAGCGACAGCAGCAGCCUCCUGCUGGAGAGAAACAGGAGUGGACUCAGUCCGGGAAAGCCUUCAGAAGGGUUUCUGAUCUCACUUUGCACCAGAGAAGUCACCUGGGUGAGAAACAGUAUGCAUGUCGGGAGUGUGGAAAAGUCUUCAGUGACUCCUCAACCCUGAGGAGACACAUGCGAACUCACACUGGAGAGAAGCCCUAUGAGUGUCCUCAGGGUAGAAGAGCCUUCAGUCAGAAAACAUCUCUUAAGGCUCACGUGAGAACUCACACUGGAGAGAAACCCUACAAGUGUCCUCAGUGUGGAAAGUCUUUUGGCACCAGUUCCUACCUUAUAGUGCACAAGAGAACGCACACUGGAGAGAAACUCUACGAGUGCAGUGAUUGUGGGAAAGCCUUUAAUACAAGCUCUCACCUUAAAGUUCACAAGAAAAUACACACUGGAGAAAAUCUAUACGAAUGCAGCGACUGUGGGAAAGUUUUUAGUGGCCUCUCAUCCCUUAGAAUGCAUGUGCGAACUCACACUGGAGAGAAACCCUACAAGUGCAAGGAAUGUAGGAAAACCUUCAGUGUUUCCUCUUCCCUGAGAAGACACGUGCGAACUCACACUGGAGAGAAGCCCUAUGAGUGUCCUCAGUGUGGAAGAGCCUUCAGUCAGAGUUCUUCACUUACUAUACACAAGAGAACUCAUACUGCGCGAGAAUCCCUGUGUCUUCAGUGUGGAAUCACCGUCUUUGUUGUCUUCAGGUGGACCACAAGCUCAUUUUUUCAGUCUCCUCUAAAAUAAGCAUUGAAGGCUAAAAAUAGUCCUCUAAAUGCUCCUCUAGCUACAUAACACAUAUUGGUCUUAGUUUAUUUUAAUUCUAAAUGUCUAAUAUCUAUUAUGACUUUUUAAAUCCAUAGCUAUUCAGAAUGAAGUAUUUGUAACAUGUGAG
Molecule: messenger RNA, 2697 nt
Organism: Hipposideros armiger (great roundleaf bat)
Lineage: Eukaryota; Metazoa; Chordata; Mammalia; Chiroptera; Hipposideridae
Gene: ZNF891
Product: zinc finger protein 891
Exons: 2
Coding region: 846-2549 (567 amino acids)
Biological process (GO): regulation of DNA-templated transcription
Source: RefSeq, a predicted model, not a curated record